AUUACUCUGUCCGUGAGUGAACUGAUCAAAUAUGGUAGAUAAAUAGUACAUUUUUAGGAAUCAAAUGUUAGAGGUGGAAUAUAAAGUACAAAAUUGAGUUUUUAGCAGUGGUUCUUUUAUUUUGGUGGACUUUAUAUGGGGUUUUUACCUAAUUAACUAUACAGAUCAGAUUUAGUUUUCAAUUGUUGUUUAAAAUUUUGUAAUUACCAUCACUUCAUUCUUGACACUAAGGAGAAUAGGGAUCACUACGUUGUUCUGUUAUUCUUUGGUUAUUAUUUUUUUCUAAUGUUGUUAUACUAAAAUGUGGCAGCCAACUUUCACAUUACUUCGUAAAGUAAUUAUUCCAUCAAUAAAAGCAAAUACUAAGUUAUUUUAUUCAUCGAAAAGCCGGUUACCAAGGUCAACUGUAAAGUUAACUCUCGUAAGCGCUAGUGUUGGAGUUCUCGUCGGAGCAGGAUAUGGAGGUUAUACUCAUUAUAAAAUUAACGUCAAAAAAAGUUUAGCACCGGUAGAAAAUGAGGAGUACCCAUUUUUGCAAACGGCUCCAGUAUACAGACCUCAUUAUAAGAUAAUAAACGAUGGUGAUACCAGUAACCUACAAUUGGUACUUUUCCAAUAUCGGACAUGCCCAUUUUGUUGCAAAGUACGUGCGUAUCUCGAUUCUCGAGGUAUCAGCUAUGACAUAGUUGAAGUGGAUGCGGUCCUCCGGCAAGAUAUUAAAUGGUCUACAUAUAAGAAAGUGCCAAUUGUGUUGGCAAAAGUAGAUGGAGGUUAUCAGCAAUUAUUGGAUAGUACAGCUAUAAUUUCUGUACUCGAGACACACUUGCGGGACAAAUCGUCAGAGUUACGAGAAGUCGUUCAGUUUUAUCCGGUUACUAGGUACCUAAAUGAUGCAGGAAAAGAUACCACAGACAUAACGAAUAAAUACUUUAUUAUGCACAAUAACGCCGUGCCCGAUGAACGCGAGAAAGCGGCUGAGAAUGAAGAACGUGAAUGGCGCCAAUGGGCAGACCGGGUUCUCGUCCAUACAUUGUCACCUAAUGUUUACCGUACUGCUGGCGAGGCUCUUGAGACAUUUAAGUGGUUUGAGGAGGCAGGUGGCUGGAGACAAUCAUUUCCCGGUUGGGAGUGUGCAGUGAUGGUGUACGGCGGAGCUGCAGCUAUGUGGAUUAUUGCUAAAAGGCUAAAGGCUAGGCAUAAUAUCAAAGAUGAUGUCCGACAGUCACUGUACGAUGCCGCCAAUGAGUGGACCGGCGCUAUAAAGAAGAAAGGCUCGCGGUUUCUUGGUGGCGAACAACCGAAUUUAGCAGACAUUAGUGUUUAUGGCGUGUUGAGUAGCAUCGAAGGUUGUCAAGCCUUUCAGGAUUUAAGAAAUCAUACCGAUAUAGGCAAAUGGUACGACGAUAUAAAGAACACUAUAGGCAGGAAAAUGGGCAAAGUUGUUGCAGCCACAGCACAUGCAUGAGAUGUCAUACAGUAAAUAUCGUUCUUCAAUCAUCGUUACUCCCACAUCAAUAAUUAAAAUAUCAUUUGCACCACUAUUAUAUGGGUAUAUGUCAUACAGUUAAUGUUCAAGUCGUGAACAUUCUUGUUUAUAUAAAUAUUCACCAGUUCACUUGGUUUAAGUAUAUCCCACAUUUUAAAAUAAUACUGAUAUUUCUAUGUUAUAUGUAGAAUUACAUAACUCCUAGGAGAAAUUUUCUAAUUUACUAUCUUUAUAAUUAUGCCGUUAGUUUUUUUUUUAAUAUUGUGCCUUUAAAAAGGAGAUUGAAAUAUGGUAGAUGUGUUGCUUUUAAUCAGGCUUUUGUAGGUCUGCAGGUCAUUAUUCCUAAAUUUAUUAUAUAUUUUUAUAAUAAUGUUAGUAUUGAGAAUAUGUAGAGUAUUUGCAUUCAUGUAUAAAAAAAGUAUUAUAAAUUGUAUGCCUUGUAGACUUAAAUUCAGAAGCUCUAUUAGAGUAUUAAUUCUUUAUACGGUUAUUGUUGAAAUAAUAAUAAUUUAGUAAAUAGUAA
Messenger RNA from Galleria mellonella (greater wax moth), 2009 nucleotides. It is a transcript of the gene Su(P), whose product is annotated as prostaglandin E synthase 2. The record is from RefSeq and is a predicted model, not a curated record. Gene Ontology annotation, molecular function: prostaglandin-E synthase activity. The transcript is spliced from 5 exons. Gene Ontology annotation, cellular component: mitochondrion. Lineage: Eukaryota; Metazoa; Arthropoda; Insecta; Lepidoptera; Pyralidae. Bases 302 to 1465 code for a protein of 387 amino acids.